CACUGCAAAGGUCCUACCGAUGGAUGAUCCUCGAUUUAGUCACCGACUUACUUCCGAUCAAACCGCGUACGCGAAUUUUAAUCUCAGUGGGCUUUGAGUGAUUGAAAGAAAAUGAAGUGUUGUGUGUGUCAGCUUUAAACUUUAAUAAACUGUCACAGGAUUCGAUUGGAUAUCAGUGAGAAAUUGAACUGUGAUAUAAAUGUGAAAAAAUUGUUAAACUAAAUUACAAUCAUGAAUACCGGUGGAGGAUUUGUUAAAGCUUACACAAACAACUGGCUGUCACAGUUCGGAAUUUAUAAAUAUGAAAGCCCCAUGGAACCACCCGAGAAGCCCAAUAACCAACACCGGAAAAUUGCACUGUACGGUAUCCUGGCGAUGGCAUUCAUCCUGUUUUUCAUCGUUUUUGUCAUAGUCAAUCAAACGACUGGCCUAGAUAGACUAGAAGUCGAUACCAAUCAACUUCCAGAAGGAUUUUCCAACGAAACAAGCAUCGAAUCCAGCAUGGGUCACACGGUGUUAACGACUCCUCUAUCAGCAAACAACAAUCCAGCGAAUGGAACAUUUACGGUGUUGAACAAAGGCAAGGAAGAAAUCGCUGAGGCACAGAAACAACGACGAAUUCGUCGAUUGGGUGAAGAAGGUUCUGUGCUGGAAUCGAGCGAUGAUUUGGUUGUUUACCCUAGUGCCUACUUGAAACCUCCUCGAUUGGGAAGCAUGAGAAGGUUCUCGGACGAUUUCGAUUCGAAAGAGUUUGAACAGCCUAGGCCAUUCAGGAUCGAUGAUGGGCUACCGAUUCCAGUUGGGUUCAAAAAGAUUAACAAAUCUUAUACUAAUAAUGGUUACGAGAUACCUGAGUUCCGGGUAUCACCCGGGACGAUCAGUAGUAUUCAGAACGUUUUGAGACAGUUGUCUAGCUCCCGCACUUCUAGACAGAAUCACUUUUCUCAGUACAUGCAGCAACCUGCGGAGUUCAAUAAUCCGUUGCAUCAGAAUCAUAGACUCAAGUUUACUGGUAUUUACAGACAUCCGAGAAAAAAUGGUGAAAUAACAACUCUGUUUGCUGAUUCAUCAAAACAACAUGAGCUACACGUAGCUAAGCCUCAGAAUAUCAAUAGUCAACUAACUGUUCCUGGCAGUUUUAUGCCAGAUUUGUUGUAUAAUUUUAAGCCAUCCAAUCCAAGCGAUGUAAAUCUAUUGGCAACAGAACAGUUCAGGUUUGCACCCGAAAAAGAGUCAAAAUCAGGGAAUCUUCCUAAAGGUAUGCCGUUUUCUGUUAUGCUAGAUAUUGCUCCUGUACAAGCUGAAAAACCUAGGGUCCAAGUGUAUAGGAAACCAUUUCCGAACUACUCGUAUGUGAGUUUUCCAUCUUAUUUUAAUAACCAAAACUUCGCACAAGUCAAACACAACGCCAUAAGCGAGCAGCCAGACGAUUCGUACUUUCGAAGAUCGAUGCCGUACUACAACCCGUUUCAAAAUCUGCCUUCAAAUCUGCAACCUGGGAAGCUCAUGGUUCACUUUAACCUGUAUCCCAAGCCAUCGGAUGCAUCGCGGAGAUUCGAACUGGAAAAGACAGCUCUGGACAUCAAUCACCUAAAACUAAACACAGGGGAAAUACUUCCGGAUCCUGAAGCUGAUAAAUUCAAUCCAGCAACCGUUCCCGAGAGGAACUUCCUGGAGCGUUACUUCACUACAACACCAAGUACUUCGUCGACAACCCAAACGACUCCGCUAGCCGGAACAACCCACCGAAUCAACCGCCAUCAAGAUCAGGAGCGAUUAGUCACGACAACAAGUUUUCCAAUAGUUACAAAUGGUCACGCGGGAAUCGGAUCGCGGUAUCCACCGUACAAAACUAUUGAACGGCGAGAUCAACGAAUCGAGGUCAACGACAAGCAGCGGCGCUUGGAACGACUUGAUAGCGAAGAGCGGUCCCAGGAAGCUGGAUUCCGUCCGCCGGAUGCCGAUCUGAUUAGUUUUGGACCAAAUGAUGCGGUGUAA
This is a messenger RNA of Uranotaenia lowii, 1998 nucleotides long. RefSeq lists its product as uncharacterized. Bases 232 to 1998 code for a protein of 588 amino acids. The transcript has 2 exons. The record is from RefSeq and is a predicted model, not a curated record. Lineage: Eukaryota; Metazoa; Arthropoda; Insecta; Diptera; Culicidae.